Messenger RNA from Penicillium angulare, 1935 nucleotides. RefSeq names its product CLPTM1 family protein. The transcript is spliced from 4 exons. Gene Ontology annotation, cellular component: endomembrane system; membrane. The record is from RefSeq and is a predicted model, not a curated record. NCBI's taxonomy places the organism in Eukaryota, Fungi, Ascomycota, Eurotiomycetes, Eurotiales, Aspergillaceae. Bases 1 to 1935 code for a protein of 644 amino acids.
AUGCCUGAACAGAGGCAACGCAGAGAAGAGCCAGAGUCCGGCUCUAGCUCUGGCCUAAAAGGAGCCCUUCAAGGCCUGGGAAUCUUCCUCUUCGUACAAUUCGUGAUCGGACAAUAUUUCGGAAAUAAACAGAAUAAUGCCACGACCAAUGUUAGCGGAGGUGGCCCUAUUCCCACGUUUGAGAAUCGCCCCAAUCCCAGCGAAGUAACCGACCCCAGCAUUCUCCCGGAUACCAUCGCUCCUAUCUGGGCUUCCGAUACUGGUCUGGAUAUCAAUAUUUAUGUCACGCCUUCCCUUGCGCUUCCAUCUCUGAAAUCCCCGAGCACCACACUCGUGUUGCAGGAAAAGAACUUCACGCUUGGUAAUUAUAGCGAUACCCGCGAAAUCGAUACCACCAUCAAGGUCCCAAAGCAAGUCCAACAGAAUGGCACUCUUUGGGCACACUUCCUGGUUGCCCGUACUGGACAUGAGUUAGAUCCGGCUGCGAAAGGUUACAGCAGCGACCAUGCCGUGCACUUCCAACGUCCCCUGAACCAGUACCUUGCCAAGAAGAAAACCAAGAAGUUGAAGAGCCUUUUGUCCAAGGACGGAGAGGAGAAAGAAGAGGAAGACAACACCCCGAAAGUCUCGAUUGCUUCUUACUAUCACCCCAACUUCACGGUGUCCCUGAUUCCAGACUCGGGAACCCAGAAAUUCGGUCAGAUGCACCCCGCAGUCCGCCAGCAUGUGCAGCUAGAGCGCACUAGUGCCCGUGACAUCAGUGGCCAAAAUGGAUGGUACUACCCUAUCGUAUACCUGAACACUUUCUGGCAGUUGCGUACCCACAUGAUGGAGCUGAACUCUACUGUUGAAACCGUGCCUUUGCGCAUUACGAUUAACAACAUGGCCAACUGGAAGUUCAGCAUUAUCACUAGCGUUGAUGAGGGCUCCAAGCAAAGUGCUCGACAGGCAGCUGAAGGUGGCCCCGUGCCUGGUGGAGGUGAUGGUACUGAAUGGGAGAUGGUCAAGGAAAUCUUGCUUGAUACCAACAUCUUUCUCUUGGGUACUACUGGAAUUGUCACCAUUCUGCACAUGGUUUUCGAGACCCUCGCAUUUAAGAGCGACAUUUCUCACUGGCGCAAGAAGAAGGACAUUGUUGGUACCUCCGUCCGUACCAUCCUCGCCAAUGUCUUCAUGCAGGCUGUUAUCUUCCUCUACCUUGUUGACAAUAGCGACAACACUUCUUGGAUGAUUUUGGCCAGUCAAGGCUUCGGAAUCCUCUUAGAAGCCUGGAAGAUCACCAAGACUGUGGACGUUCGUCUGCGUCCGCCACCAGCAAACUCCUUCUUCUCCUUCCUGCCUUACGUGGUUGUAUUUGAGGACAAGCAUAAGCUCACUGAGACUGAGCAGAGAACCCAGGAGUACGAUGAGAUUGCUUUCCGCUACCUGUACAUCAUUGCAGUGCCCCUGCUUCUCGCAUACGCUGCCUACAGUCUAGUCUACAACACUCACAAGUCUUGGUAUUCGUACAUCAUCGAGACCCUUGUUGGUAGUGUGUACGCAUAUGGAUUCUUGAUGAUGGUGCCUAGCUUGUACAUCAACUACCGCUUGAAGUCUGUUGCUCAUAUGCCUGGCAAGGCCAUGGCCUACAAGUUCCUCAACACCUUCAUUGACGAUCUCUUCGCUUUCACUGUCAAGAUGCCCUGGUUGCACCGCUUAGCUACUCUUCGUGACGAUGUCAUCUUCUUCGUUUGGCUUUAUCAGAGCUACAAGUACAAGAUUGAUUUCAAGCGCGUCAACGAGUUUGGACAGGGUGGUGACAGUGACGAGGAAGAGGAGUCGGUGCAGCUCACUGAGAAGACCGAGAAAGCCGAGAAGCAAGAGGAGGUAGCUAAGCAAACCUCUGCUAAGGUUGACUCCAAGUCGGGCAAGUCUUCUACUCGCAAGCGCAAGUGA